Molecule: messenger RNA, 3824 nt
Organism: Prionailurus viverrinus (fishing cat)
Lineage: Eukaryota; Metazoa; Chordata; Mammalia; Carnivora; Felidae
Gene: CS
Product: citrate synthase
Exons: 11
Coding region: 989-2383 (464 amino acids)
Biological process (GO): citrate metabolic process; carbohydrate metabolic process; tricarboxylic acid cycle
Cellular component (GO): mitochondrial matrix
Source: RefSeq, a predicted model, not a curated record
AACCUCUGUGAAUAAGCAAGGGAACAUAGGUAAGUGUGUGGUAGUAUGGGAUUCUAAAAAUGACUUGUAUUUAUACUGGUGAAACAUAAAGUUUAAGACAGCUUGGUCUUGAAGGAAAUCAUGGAUAUGCAUUAUUCUUCCCUCCCUGCCCUUCCAGAUAGAGGGAUCAGCAACAGCAGAGAGGAAGUGGAAAUAGAUGGGGUCAACUCAUCUGAAAAGUAAAGGCUUUAUAAGAUAGGGAGAGAUGAGGUAAGGGAUGGUAUUUAAUGAAGGCCCUUGCUUGCUGGUCUAAGCUUUUAGAUUUGAACCUGUAGCACUAAAGUAUACUUUUUUCAUCUCCAUCUGUCAGUCUGGACUGUAAGUCUGUCCCCACUUUCUAUGUGUAGAGAUUCUGUACUGGGGCAUAGGGAUGGAAACCUAAAGGAUACCUUCUUUGAGGAGCUUCUUAAACACCUUGAUCCAGAGGUAUGUCUAUCUCAGGGUUUGGAAUGGAACACUUCUAUCCCAGGAAUACCUCAGGGAAAGAAUAACUGAAUAAACAUUUUGAAGACUUUUUAAAUUAAGCAUUUUAGAAUCUAAAGGGAACUUGGAGGUCAUAUAGUUCAUCUCUGCCCAUUUUACAGAUGAAGAAACUGAGGCCUAGAGAUACCACAGGGUCCUGAAGGUCUGUAUUUAGUGGCAAAAUUGGAUCAAGAGGCUAAUGUUCCGUACUGUCAAUAGGAUCUAAUAUAGCUGUAAAGUAGCUUCUGUUUUAAGUCUUUUUUUUCUCUCAAUACCCUGUACACACAAAGCGAAUGUGUUCAACAAGGCUUUCAUGUCACAAAUCCCUGAGAAAUCUAACACAUGAACUAGUUCAGAGCAAGUAUCCUGAUAUUAGUUGACAACUCAGGUUCUAGUGUUAAUUCCUUCUUCUCUCAUCAGCCAUAAGAAAUGCGGUAUCCUGUCAAGUCUGUUUUCCAGACCAGCUGUUACUAUUUUUUCUUCUGUGAUGCACAUGAAUAAUGUUCACAUUCUUCAUACCCCUAAUGCAUCCUGUCUUGUUCUUGCUGCUCGGCAUGCCAGUGCGUCCCCUACGAAUUUGAAAGACAUAUUGGCAGAUCUGAUACCCAAGGAGCAAGCCAGAGUAAAGACCUUCAGGCAGCAACAUGGCAAGACAGUAGUGGGUCAAAUCACUGUGGACAUGAUGUAUGGUGGCAUGAGAGGCAUGAAGGGAUUGGUAUAUGAAACAUCAGUUCUUGAUCCUGAUGAGGGCAUCCGUUUCCGAGGUUACAGUAUCCCUGAAUGCCAGAAACUGCUGCCCAAGGCUAAAGGGGGUGAAGAACCCCUGCCAGAGGGCUUAUUUUGGUUGCUGGUAACUGGACAAAUCCCAACAGAAGAACAGGUGUCUUGGCUUUCAAAAGAGUGGGCAAAGAGGGCAGCUUUACCUUCCCAUGUGGUCACCAUGCUAGACAACUUUCCCACCAAUCUACAUCCCAUGUCUCAGCUCAGUGCAGCCAUUACAGCCCUCAACAGUGAAAGCAACUUUGCCCGAGCAUAUGCAGAGGGUAUCAACCGAACCAAGUACUGGGAGUUGAUUUAUGAAGAUUGUAUGGAUCUUAUCGCAAAGCUACCUUGUGUUGCAGCAAAGAUCUACCGGAAUCUCUAUCGGGAGGGCAGCAGUAUCGGGGCCAUUGACUCUAAGCUGGACUGGUCCCAUAAUUUCACCAACAUGUUAGGCUAUACUGAUGCUCAGUUCACUGAGCUCAUGCGCUUGUACCUCACCAUCCACAGUGACCAUGAGGGAGGCAAUGUAAGUGCCCAUACCAGCCACUUGGUGGGCAGUGCCCUUUCAGACCCCUACCUGUCCUUUGCAGCAGCCAUGAACGGGCUAGCAGGGCCCCUACAUGGUUUGGCAAAUCAGGAAGUACUUGUUUGGCUGACACAACUACAAAAAGAAGUUGGCAAAGAUGUGUCAGAUGAGAAGUUACGAGACUACAUAUGGAACACACUCAACUCAGGACGGGUUGUCCCAGGCUAUGGCCAUGCAGUACUAAGGAAGACUGAUCCACGAUAUACCUGUCAGCGAGAGUUUGCUCUUAAACACCUGCCUCAUGACUCCAUGUUUAAGCUUGUUGCUCAGCUGUACAAGAUUGUGCCCAAUGUCCUGUUAGAGCAGGGCAAGGCCAAAAAUCCUUGGCCCAAUGUAGAUGCUCACAGUGGUGUGCUGCUCCAGUACUACGGCAUGACAGAGAUGAAUUACUACACAGUCCUGUUUGGGGUGUCACGGGCACUGGGGGUACUGGCACAGCUCAUUUGGAGCCGAGCCCUAGGCUUCCCACUAGAGAGGCCCAAGUCAAUGAGCACGGAUGGUCUGAUGAAGUUUGUGGACUCUAAGUCAGGGUAAAACUGGAGACUGGGGGGAAGCUAACUACCAGAAAGUGAGGGAGCUUUAAAAAAAAGUAUAAUUUUGUUUUGUUUCAGGGGGCUUUUUAAGAUUUAAGAUUAAAUUGUAUCUGAGGCACUGAUAAUAAGUUUGAAGUUAAAAUAGAAAUUAAGACUUUAAAAGAUAAAAAGUAACCCCUUCUUCCCUAAUCAGUUCCUUUUUCCUGCCUGGUGAGUUGCCCAUCAACUGUAGGGUGACCAGGACUAAUGCAUGUGGUAUGGGUUAGGUUUGGGUCCCCCCUCCCACCACCACCACCACCACCACCUCUAGAGUGAGAAUCUGACUCUUCUUUACCUGGGUCAAAGCUGGUUGCAGAGAAUCUGCAGUGACUUUAGAGCUUUUGGUUCUACUCAGCCCAGCCCUCCAUAGGCCAGCAAAUCGGGACUCUGCCCCUUCUGUUCCCAUAGGAAUCAUGUUGGAUUAUCAGUUCUGUGAAGCCUCAUUGCUCUCUCCCAUGCACACAGACACUUCCUAGCAAGACCUGUUGGGUUAGGCAGACCUCUUUGGCAUUUUUUUUUAUGCUACUAGGUGACCAUAAAGGCCAUGGCAUUUGUUGUGACUGGCACCCAAUGUUUGAUUUUUCUCUUUUAAAAUUAUCCUAUGAAAAUUAAGAUCUGGGAGUAUUCUCUUACUCACUGCUUUAAUAUUCCCCUCCUUCCAGAUUUUCUAUACCUGCUGUACCUCAAGCUGAGGGUGCUGUGGACUCCCCCCACCCUUCCCCCCCUGCCCCUUACUAGAGGUCUUUACUAGGCCUCUUCCAGCAGGUUGUAUAUGCCACUGUCUAAGCUGUGGUCCUUCCCAGUCAUUUGGCUUUGUCAGUGCUUAACAUGUACUAAACUUUUUAGUCCUGUGGAACACAAGCCACUACCCUUUGAUCUUUUUCUUCUACUUUAUUUUAAUAUGCUAUGGGCCAUUGAAUAAGGACUUGGGAAUGACCAGCAUACUAUCUUCAUAGUCUGGUUCCAGGGAUAUGGGUACUUCUUAGCAGGGAAAUUAUUUAAGAUUGGAUGUGGUUUCCUUUGACUAUCAGGUCUUGGGGCUACAAAAGUAAUAGGCCUCCCUCUUCCCCUGCUACAAGAAAAUAUCCCUUUAUUUAUCAAGAUCCUUAUCUGGCCCCUUCCUCAAGAGCUCACAGUACAGUAUUUUUUAGAAGCCCCAUUUGCACAGGUUUCAGUGACUCAGAAUGCUCUACUGCCUUUUCUUUAAGAAAGGAUUGAAAUACACUCCUACAGUGCCCCCUUCCUUCCUCGCAACUCCUGCCUGUGUUUGUGUGGAACCCUAAUCCCCAGAACCACGCUGAGAUGGACACAUUGUCUGUAAACCCCUGGGUAACUGUCAAGUCAUGAUCCAGACUUCAGGUUGUUCUGUAUAAAAUGCAAAAUAAAUGUUUUUAUUAACAAUG